Molecule: messenger RNA, 408 nt
Organism: Ruditapes philippinarum (Manila clam)
Lineage: Eukaryota; Metazoa; Mollusca; Bivalvia; Venerida; Veneridae
Product: lectin-like
Molecular function (GO): signaling receptor activity
Source: RefSeq, a predicted model, not a curated record
AAAUUCUGUGAAAACAUGAACAAUACUCACCUGCCAAUAGUGAUGAGUGAAGAGGAAAAUGAGUUUUUGAAGCAACUUUUAGGAACAAGACACGCAACUGGCGAAAUACAGUUCUGGAUGGACGGAUCUGAUAUGAACAAGGAGGGGGUCUGGAAAUGGAACAGCACGGGGGAGAGUUUUGAAGUAACAGAUUGGUUUCCGGGAGAGCCCAAUCAAAGUAACGGAGAAGAAGACUGUCUCACAUUUUAUACAAGAUAUGAUAUGAGAUGGAAUGAUGAGCAUUGUGACAGACUAUUCCCAUUUCUGUGUGAACGAGAGAGCGUUAGUGCAGGAAUCGUGGGCUGACGUCAUACCAGCAAAUACAUGAUAUUGCUUGACUGUAUAAAAUAUCAAACAAAUUCUCAUAUA